This is a messenger RNA of Eremomyces bilateralis CBS 781.70, 1170 nucleotides long. RefSeq lists its product as uncharacterized. The transcript is spliced from 5 exons. The record is from RefSeq and is a predicted model, not a curated record. Lineage: Eukaryota; Fungi; Ascomycota; Dothideomycetes; Eremomycetales; Eremomycetaceae. Bases 88 to 1170 code for a protein of 360 amino acids.
CCGGGGAGCAUGUAGUCUAUAUCCUUUCUCCUGCUACAUGCGAAACUCUCUUAGUAUAGGAAGCCAGUCAGCCCUCUUUAUCGUAUAAUGAGUUCAAGCCAAUCCGGUUUCCGAGAGCGAACGGGGGAAUUCAGUCACCACUCCGAGUACAAACCCAACGACGAAUACAACAACCACUCGAAAAGUCUCAUCGACGGCGGUAUUUAUUUCCAUGUAUACGAGUAUCCGGAUGAGCGAAUUCCAGCGAAGCCAAACAACUGGGAAGAGAUCAAUCAACGAUUGGCACAACGUCGACCCUCUCUUUCUCCCUUUGCUUUUACCGACGAGGCGCAUGGCAGGUUUGUACGAGCUGACGCCCACGCCGCAAAAGAGAAACAAGUAUCGGAAUCAGGGAUUCCAAUUAUUGAAGGCGAGAUCGAGGACGCCAGAUGCCGAUCGGGAGGAAUCCCGUUCACCAAUCUCGAUUAUCUGACGGAUGACGCGAUUGUGCCGGGAAACCCAGACAUCUACUAUGGGGCGCGCCCGGAACAGCUCAACCGUCAGGUCCGCGAUGGACUCGGUGGCCAUAUUGUCCCAUCUACGCAACAUGAUCUCCCCAUAUUGCCUAACUUUAUGUUAGAGGCCAAGGAAUCAGGCGGAUCAGCUGCUGUCGCUAAACGACAGGCCAGCCACGGUGGUGCAUUUGGGGCAAGAGGCACGCAAAGUCUACUAUCAUAUGGACGAGAUGAACGGAAUGCAAGAGGCUGGGCAAGAGAGCAUAUGGACGGGGUAAUUCAUGAAGCAAACACAAGAGCAAGUGGAACUCAAGCCGUUAUGAAAGCUGUCGAUGUGAGCUUUGUAAGCGAAACCUCUAUGGUAGUGUCUGACAGGCUCUACACAAUCUGUCAAAUGAAAAAUCACCUGAUUUUGGUAGGGGAUAGGUCCCAUCAGCAAAAUGGAGGGAAUUCCAUCACUGAGGAAAAUAGAUCUAGGAUGUGGGGGUUAUCAGGUUGUCCCCUCUUGCUUCCCCAAAAGAUUCCGGAACACCCUUGUAGGUGCCGGAAGCAUCAAGGCCCAACCAGCACUGAAUCACAGUCCAUUGUUAAGAAUGACCGUGUCAACAGAAAGUAUGUCGGAUUAAUCAACGGGAUGGGCCAACCCACAGUGCCCACGGGUAACUGGUGUUUGUGA